Caenorhabditis auriculariae is the source of this 3680-nucleotide messenger RNA. The record is from the annotation of a GenBank genome assembly. Lineage: Eukaryota; Metazoa; Nematoda; Chromadorea; Rhabditida; Rhabditidae.
AUGGGUUGGUUUGGCUAUGGCGGCAGUUCAAACGAUUCUCCAUCGUCUUCCGUUAACACACCAUCAGAAACGAUGGAUUUGAGCGCUGGGAUGAAUUUUUCGGUCCCCGGCUUUGAUUCGGUAAAAGAGAAUCGUUUUUUAUGUCUCAAAUCCAAUUUUAAUUGAAGAGUACCCCAGCGAGCAGUGCUCCAAUGGAUCAUUCUCCAUUCCCAGCGGCGCCGGUCUUGGCUUUGGACCAAAUAAAAAGCAUUGGGGUUCCGGUCAGCCGGCAAAUGAAUCCCUAUGUUCAGGUUCGAUUCAAAACCCUUUUACCAAUCAGAAAAAAUUAUUUUAGAUGGAUCCAUCAAUGUUCGUCUCACAGACUCCUCAAUAUAUCAUGCCAGAAGGAGGAGUUACUGGAAAAGGCAAAUUCGAAUUUGCUUUGGGGCAUAUUGGGCAAGUUUUAUUUAAGAAUUCGUGUUGAUUUUAGAAAUUUCAAGGUUUUUUUUGUUAGUUCACCUUGAAAAGCGUGCAUUUUUGAAUAGCUCUAUGGAGUCAUGAACAUUUUUUUUUUCGUAAAAGUUGGAAAAUUUGAGUUUCUUAAUAGUCGCGCUGUAAUAACACUUUCAUGAUCAAAACUUGAAAAAAAUUUGAUUUUGAAAAAUUGAAAUUAUUAUUUUCCUUAAAUGUUCAAGCAUUGCAAUACAUUUUAACGUUUGAAAAAAAUAGAAUUUUAUUGAAAAAAAUUUAAUUUUUUUGCCUUGAACCAAGUUUCGCAAGUUUAUUCAACAAAAAGCAAAUUUUUUUGAUUUUUUUCACUAAUUUUCGCUUUUAAUACUGUUUUAUUUUUGAUCCUCAAGUUUGAUUUUGAAUGAAAAUUCGCACUCUUCGAAUGAAAUAUGCUCAAGAUUCACAAAGGUUAAACUUUUUUCAAAACGGCAAAAUAUUUUUCCCCAGUUUUUAUUAGGGAUUUUCAAAAGAGAUUCUCGAGUUUUUCGGUUCAAAUGAUUUUUGCAGCUUGUAAAAGACAAAAAAAUAAGCAUAUAGAAAAAAAUUUUUCUCAAUUUUUUUGAAGAGUUUGAUUGCCAAUUUCGGGUAUUUAUAACAUUUUGAAGCUAUUUCACCGCGACAAAAAUGAAAUUUAAAGCCGUAAUAUUGAUUUUUGAAGGUCGUAGUAUCGAAGUUUUAGGCCGUAAUAUUGAUUUUAGAAGCGUUUUAUCCGGAAUUUUGAAUAAGAGAUUUUUGCAGCUUGCAAAGGUCUGAGCUAAAGCUAUAAAUAAUGAUUUUUCGAUUUUUGAAAAGUUGGAUUAUCGAAAUUUUUCAAAUUAUUUAAUUUUGAGUCUGUUUCUCCAGGAAAAAAGUCAAAAUUAGGGUUAUAAUUUUUUUCUUUUCCAGUUGGGCGGUCGGUAGCGCUUUCGGUGUCGGCUGCGCUCGUGGCUCCACGGCCGAAUUGUUCAAUCCUGAAACCCGGAAACUUGUAAUUAACAACCACUUUAUCGAUUUUAUUCAAAUAAAUUAAAUUAACAGGUCGGGAAACCGUGGAUGACGCGUAUGGUCAACGCCACGAUGAAACACGGAUCGGGUUACGCUCAGCCCGCAGGUAAAUUACCUGAAAAAUCUAGGAAUAUUGUUUAAAAAGCUUUUUUUCCGCAAAAAAUCCUAUCGAAAAAGUGAUAGUUUUAUUGAAUUUUCCAUAAUUUUAUAAUAGGAUCUCGACUGUUGAAACUCAAAUUUCAUUUAUAAAUCGUUGAAAAGGCGAAAAAAUGACUAAAAUGUCACAUUUUGGUUACUGGAACAUGUUGAUAAUUCAAGAAACGGCUAGGAUUUUUCGAAAAUUCUCAAAUUUAUUGAUUUUCUGGUGAAAAUUGAGGCUUUUCCCUUAAAAAUCAGUUUUUUGACAGUUCAAAAAUGAUCCAGGAGUUGAAAGAUGUUCAAAUAAUGAUUUUCUAACGUCUGAAGCUUACGGAAUCGAUCGAUAAUUGUGAAACUGGGGAACUUUUAACAAUUUUAUGAUCUUUUUUCUAUAUAAAUUUGAAAAAAAUUUUUUUUUUCGUUUUUUUAUCGUUUAAAAGUUAUAGAACCAAGCGAGAAAUUUGAAAUUUUAAAAAUUGAAAGAAAAAAAGGACAUUUCCCCCUCAGGAGCCGUCGUGUUCAUGUACUCGGCACUGGAAAUCGGCCUCCGACAAAUUCGAGCCGAAGACGAAUUGAACUCUUUUGGAGCUGGAGCACUUACGGGAGCACUUUAUCGCAGUCCCCAUGGCCUGAAAGCCAGUGGAGUUGGUAAGAACUAGAGAUUUUCCGGUGGUAUGAAAAAAACACCAGCGAAAUUUCGAACGGCGACUUUUCCGAUUUUUUCAUAUUGCCAGGGAACUUUCCGGCGGCCACCUUUCCGCCGAAUCUUUUUCCGACUUUUUCUCUUAUAUUUUCCGGUUAAUAAGACAUCUAUUUAAAUUUUUUUUUCCUAUUUCUUUGUGUUUUUCAUCAUGAACCAACUACCUACUUCAUAUAGGAAGAUUUAAAACGAAGAUUUUAUCGAGAAAAAAAGGUCGGAAAGGUGGACGUCGGAAAGUUCCCUAGCGAUAUGGAAAAAAAUCGGAAAGUCGACGUUUGAAUUUUUUUGCUGGUAUUUUUUUCAUACCACCAAACUUUCACGACGUUUUUUUAAUACGUCCGUUUCGUGAAUUAUGGUUUCUUCCGUGUAAACCCACCGGGACGUUUAUCGCAUACUCCAAACUUUUUUUUAAAUUUUAAAUUUUGGAAUUUUAAGCUAAUGAAAUCAUCCCUAUUUGAAGAAUAUGAUGUUGAAAAAAGCCUUGGAAAAUUCGAAAAAGCUGUGUGUAAAUUUUUUUUUCGUAAAAAAAAUGUUCUUUUUUCUAUACCAAUUUUCGUUCCGAAGCCCUUUUUUUAAAAAGUUUACCGUUUUUUUCCAACUAAUUUUCGUUUUUUUCCACCGUUUUUUUCCAACUAAUUUCCGAAAAAAACAUAAGGGAUAAAAAGUCGGAAAAAAAGUUUCAUCGGAAAGUUUCCUAGCGAUAUGAAAAAAAGUCGGAAAAAGUCGCCGUUUGAAUUUUUCGCUGAUGUUUUUUUCAUACCACCGAUAACAUUUACAAAAAAAUGAGGAGGGGUAAUGAAUUUUAAGCUUAAUUUUCGAUCGAAACUUUUUUUCCAUGCUGAAAUUGAAUCACGUUUUUUUCCAAUAAUGUUUCCAUAAAGUGGGAAAUUAUUCUGUUAAAAAAAUUUCAGUCUUUUUGAAUUAUUCGCAACUGUUCUUGAUUCAUGAUUUUGUCGAAUUUGUCGAUUUUUGAACAUUUCAAGGCGAUUUUCUACCGUAGUGACUCGCGCUGCGGACGCGGCGCGGUUUUUGGCGGGAAAAUAGAAAUUCAAACGCGAAAUUUUCUGUUUACAACAGUUUUCGAUCAUUUUUAGUUUUUUAUGGUAUUGAGCCUUCAGUUGGAAGUAUAAAAAAUGAUUUCCUCGUUUUUGAAUUUUCAUUUCGCGCCGAAAACCGCGUCGCGACCGCAACGCAAGACUUCGUACGCCUAUUUCCUUGAAAGUCACUAAAAAUUACUGUAAAAUGAAUUCAAAAAUUAAAAAUAACUAUGGUUUUUUUCCCAGGAGCUCUCGUUGGUUUGGCGAUUUCCACGGCUUGGGUCCUUGCCAGCUCCGAUUCCAGGCAAAGACUUCACGAAAUGUUCUCCUAA